Boeremia exigua is the source of this 2083-nucleotide messenger RNA. RefSeq lists its product as uncharacterized. The record is from RefSeq and is a predicted model, not a curated record. NCBI's taxonomy places the organism in Eukaryota, Fungi, Ascomycota, Dothideomycetes, Pleosporales, Didymellaceae. The coding region runs from base 171 to 1703 and encodes 510 amino acids. The transcript is spliced from 4 exons.
CCGAUCGGGGUUUGGAAUAAUGUGUCGAUCGAGCCAACAAUGGUAUCGGCUUCCAGGACGAGCAAAUUGCUCAAGAUUCAAAAAAUCUCAAGCAAACGCACACACGAUCACCGACUCAAUCCUCCUCAGAUACAGAAGCUCCGGGGUCUCUCGAUGAUGCGUUUGUGCAUAUGUCGGAAAGACAAGCUCGACCGCAACCUUCGCGGAUGCAGCCUAGGCCUAGCGAAGAACCUCCACGGCGUUUGAAUAAGAAUGAAAUCGAGCUUGGCCAUCAGGUAGUAGACACCAGCAAGCAUAUUCUACACCCUGAUGAUGCAAGCAUGAAUCGUUCUUCCUUAGAUCAAGAACGCGACCCACUUCUCGGUAGCAUCCAUUCGAGUCACACCUCACGGAUCUUAGAGCAGAAUCAUAGCCGCGAUUGGCGUGGAUACAAAUUCCAGGGAGAAAACGCACUUGAGAAAUAUGGAACACCAGUGGAUACAGAGCUAGAGAGCGCCGACAAGGUGGACUCAUUCUUUACAGAUGUAGAGUCCAUAGAGAUGAGUCAGGCACACCACGAUGGUUCAGGAGAAGGGUAUAUUGGAACCAAGGUCUUGGGCGAGGAGGUUAGCCAACAGGUAUUGGACUAUGCGCCGUUUCUACCUGUCGUUUAUGAUACCAUGAAUGAUACAGAAGAUGAAGAUGAAGAUGAUCGUCAGUCCAUACAAUCCGCCAAUUCGUCAACAACACUUCUCUCCACACUCAGCGGUUAUACCGCAGUGGAGAUGGAAGGUGCCACCAUCGAGCUCCAAAAAGUCUUUCAACAAGAUACGGGCCUCAUCAAACUUUAUCAGAAGGCUGUUGGGGAUAAGCUAAUUGGUCCCCAAAGGCUGCAGCGAAACCUCGAGAGAUUGCUCAGGAGGAUGGCACGAGAUCUGAGGUUGGAGGCAGACAAGGAGUUAGAGAAGCUUACUUCCCGCUUUGUGUCUAUGAAAGCCGAAUACGUAGCACAUUGCAUUGUGGAAGACUGCCACUGUAAGCCUAUCACUGUGUCGCAGCGGGUUGUAAACGGGCAAGACGACAGCGCGGACGAGGUUGAGGUCCGCGAACAGCCCGGAGGUGAAGAUUUGGAUCACAUCGAGCCUAUUGACGAAGACCACUUUGAGGAUCUUGCUGUCUUUCGGAACUUCUUGGUCCAAAGUGCUGCUUUCCAGUCCUUCCGAGACCGGCUGACCUUAUUCGUUAUACCAAAAGAAACGCGAUCACUCAACACCGAGACUCAAUCAAAAGACUCUGACAUCAAGAAGCCUGGAGAGAAAUCCCAAGCUGCUUGGAAUUCAAUCUAUCGGAUGUACCAAGCCUUGAUCAGAGUAGCAGGUUUGGUAGAACUGCCCCUACAAUCAAACCUCAUCCGAGUUAGAUGGCAGUGUAGAUGUGGCGAUCACUUCUCCAGCCGCGUGCAGGAGUAUCGUCCUGAAGGCAUUGGUAGACUCCAAAGACGAAUGCAGCGUUCUGGAUGUCUGAACGUCACUUUCAGUGAUUAUAGCCAAGAUUCGACCGAGACCAGAUACACAGUCCGAUGCCCAGCUUGGCUCCGAUCGGCUUGCAGAAGUCUGUCAUCCAUAUUGUCAGUGACUUCGAAGGAAACAAUGUGUCUGCCCCAACACCAUGCUUCGAGCAAGUCCAACUCAGCCACAGCUCCAAGACCAAGCUUGUCUACUUAGCAACAAGAACGGUAUCUCAUGGCCUGUAUGCACCGCACACAGCACCAUGUCAACGUUGUCCAAGACCUCCUGAAAGAAGUCAUUACCGAUCGGGAACUUUUCUGCUUUCUCAGAAAUCAAUUGAAGCGGCAACAUAGCGGAUUAAGAGCUCUGCUAUCAAUGAAGCGCGUCCAGAAUAUCUUCUUUGUCAAGUUUCGCCUCCGCAAAGGAGGAGUGGCAGAGGUCCGCCAUCACAACACGUGCUGCAACAACCACAGCUGCGAGUGCAUACCGCCCCGGCUUAAGGUGAUGAAACCGCCUAUGGGCUCAGGAGAGUAUGACUGCAAUCCUCCAGGUCCACCCGAUACCUGGCCGCCUGUGUGUCCUGAGUUUAUGAUGCA